GGUGAGACAAGCGCCCCUUCACGAGGUUCCGCCCCAUAGCCCUUAAACACACUCCUGUUGCUGCCCCGAGCCCCCCGUCCCGAGGAACUCCUUGCAUUCACAUUAAUACACCCCAUAGUUAUUGUUUCUGGUGUGGCCGAAGAUACUUGCACAAUAAGCAAAAUGGCGAAUUCAGAGGGAAAUAAACUUUGGGGCGGUCGUUUUGUGGGAAACACUGAUCCUAUCAUGGAGAAGUUCAAUGCAUCCAUCGCCUAUGACCAGAGGAUGUGGGAUGCGGACAUCAGAGGAAGCAAGGCAUAUGUCAAAGCACUGGAAAAGGCCGAGCUGGUCACCACGGAGGAAAUGAACAGUAUUUUACAUGGGAUGGAACAGAUUUCUGAAGAGUGGGCCAAGGGAGCUUUUGUGGUGAAGCCAGGAGAUGAGGACAUCCACACAGCCAACGAGCGCAGGCUGAAGGAGCUGAUUGGAGAGCCUGCUGGGAAAUUACAUACCGGCCGGAGCAGAAAUGAUCAGGUGGUGACUGACAUGCGGAUCUGGUUGUGUGACGCCAUAGCGACCUUAAAGGAAGACGCCCUGCAGCUGGUUGCUACCAUGGUGGAGCGUGCCUCUGUAGAAAUAGAUGUCCUGUUUCCUGGUUACACCCACAUGCAGAGAGCACAGCCAAUCAGGUGGAGCCAUUGGAUACUGAGCCAUGCCGUGGCCGUCAGCAGAGAUGUAGAGCGUCUUCAGGAGAUCCGGUCCCGGACCAACGUACUUCCUCUUGGCAGCGGUGCGAUCGCCGGAACCCCUUUCAAUAUUGACAGAGAGCUGCUGCGUAAAGAGUUGGAGUUUGACGGCAUCAGCAUCAACAGCAUGGACGCCACGGGCGAGAGGGACUUCGUCGCUGAGUUUCUCUUCUGGGCGUCGCUGUGUCUCACUCACCUCAGCAAGAUGGCGGAGGACCUGCUGCUCUACAGCACCAAGGAGUUCUCCUUCAUCGCUCUCGCUGACGCGUACAGUACUGGGAGCAGCCUGAUGCCACAGAAGAAGAAUGCAGACAGUCUGGAACUGAUUCGGAGCAAAGCAGGUCGUGUUCUUGGCAGAUGUGCAGGGUUCAUGAUGACCAUCAAAGGCUUACCGAGCUCCUACAACAAGGACCUGCAGGAGGACAAGGAGGCCAUGUUUGACUGCUUUGACACCCUUCACGGGGCACUUCGGGUGACCACGGGAGUGAUGUCCACGCUCAAGAUCAACCGGCCUGUGAUGGAGGCAGCCCUGAGUCCAGACAUGCUGGCCACUGACCUGGCCUACUACCUCGUCCGCAAGGGGCUGCCCUUCAGAGAGGCCCACGGACUCUCUGGCAGAGCCGUCUUCCAGGCAGAGUCUAAGAACGUCCCUCUGAACCAGCUGACUGUGGAGGACCUCGCCGCUAUAAGCCCCCUGUUUGACCGCGACGUGGCGGCCGUGUGGGACUACAGCAGCAGUGUGGAGCAGUACAGCGCCCCCGGUGGCACGGCCCGGAGCAGCGUCACAGCGCAGGUGCAACACCUGAGGAGAUGGCUGCAGGACCACACCCAGUGAUCUCGCUUGGCCAGUGAAGGACAAGAGACGACCGUUACCUC
Gadus morhua (Atlantic cod) is the source of this 1601-nucleotide messenger RNA. RefSeq names its product argininosuccinate lyase (gene asl). Gene Ontology annotation, cellular component: cytosol. The transcript is spliced from 16 exons. Bases 163 to 1560 code for a protein of 465 amino acids. Lineage: Eukaryota; Metazoa; Chordata; Actinopteri; Gadiformes; Gadidae. The record is from RefSeq and is a predicted model, not a curated record. Gene Ontology annotation, molecular function: argininosuccinate lyase activity.